UGCAUUCAAACCCAGCACUUCCUCUUCAGCACGUGUCUCAGAGGGGAAUUGCUGAGUCAUAUGGCACCUCCGCUGAGCUUUCAAAUCAAGUCAUCGGGAGUUAGCAUCUUCCCACCCGGCAGGGAAGGGAGGAGUUGGCAAGAAUUUGGCUCACCCAUUCCCUCUGCAAUCCUCUGGUGUGGUGGAGCACCGGACUUCUGCCAUGACUGACACCGUGUUCAGCAACAGCUCUAGCCGUUGGAUGUGUCCCAGUGACCGACCCCUUCAAUCGGAGCUCCAGGCAGGCUGGCCCGUCCAUCCCAGCGGUCCGCCCGACAGACAGAGGAAGCAGGAAGAGCUGACAGAUGAGGAGAAGGAAAUCAUCAACAGGGUGAUCGCUCGAGCCGAGAAAAUGGAAGAGAUGGAGCAGGAGCGAAUUGGGCGCCUGGUGGACCGUCUGGAGAACAUGAGGAAGAACGUGGCUGGGGACGGGGUGAACCGCUGCAUACUGUGUGGAGAACAGCUGGGGAUGUUGGGCUCCACCUGUGUGGUGUGUGAGGACUGUAAAAAGAACGUCUGCACUAAGUGUGGGGUGGAGACCUCCAAUAAUCGCCUGCAUUCCGUGUGGCUCUGUAAAAUCUGCAUCGAGCAGAGAGAGGUGUGGAAGCGUUCUGGAGCGUGGUUCUUCAAGGGAUUCCCCAAACAGGUCCUCCCACAGCCUAUGCCUAUAAGGAAGACCAAGCCCCAGGAGCCUGUCAGUGAGCCUGCUGUCCCUGAGCAGGUCACUCCUGAGCCCAAGCAUGCUGCCCGGGCUCCAACCCGAGGUGACACGGAAGACCGGAGGGGCCCAGGUCAGAAGACAGGUCCUGACCUGGCCUCUGCCCCCGGGCGAGGAAGCUAUGGGCCUCCUGUGCGCAGGGCCUCCGAGGCACGCAUGAGCUCAUCCAGCCGGGACUCAGAGAGCUGGGACCAUGGCCACGGUGGGGCUGCCGCUGACUCCAGCCGGAGCCCAGCAGGUUUGCGACGGACAAACUCAGUCCAGGCCUCCAGACCGGCCCCCGCCUCCGUGCAGAGCCCAGCCCCUCCACAGCCCGGGCAGCCAGGGCCUCCAGGAGGCGGCAAAGCCAGCCCUGGGCCAGCAGGACGCUUUCCAGAUCACAGACCAGAGGUGGCUCCCGGUGAGCCCAGCUACGCAGGGGCCACCGCCCCAGCCCGGGAGGACAGAACAGGGGGAGCUGGGGGCUACUCAGCAGCUGGAGCCAGGGAGGACCGAGGGGGCCACCCACCGGGCCCCUAUUCCCAAGCGGCUGCUGCGGCUCCCCAGCCCGCCGUGGCCCCUGCCCGCCAGCCCCCGCCCCCGGAGGACGAGGAGGAAGAAGCCAACAGCUACGAUUCGGAUGAAGCAACCACCCUGGGUGCCCUGGAGUUCAGUCUUCUCUACGACCAGGACAACAGCUCCCUGCACUGCACCAUCAUAAAAGCCAAGGGACUGAAGCCCAUGGAUUCCAACGGCUUGGCUGAUCCUUACGUUAAGCUGCAUCUCCUGCCGGGAGCCAGCAAGUCCAACAAGCUUCGUACAAAAACCCUGCGGAACACCCGGAACCCCGUGUGGAACGAGACACUUGUCUAUCACGGCAUCACAGACGAGGACAUGCAGAGGAGGACGCUCAGGAUCUCUGUCUGUGACGAGGACAAAUUUGGCCAUAACGAGUUUAUCGGUGAGACCAGAUUCUCACUCAAGAAACUGAAGCCUAACCAGAGGAAGAACUUCAACAUCUGCCUGGAGCGGGUGAUCCCGAUGAAGCGUGCUGGAACCACCGGGUCAGCCCGAGGCAUGGCCCUUUAUGAGGAGGAGCAGGUGGAACGAAUUGGUGACAUAGAGGAACGCGGCAAGAUCCUGGUGUCCCUCAUGUACAGCACACAGCAGGGAGGCCUCAUCGUGGGCAUCAUACGCUGCGUGCACCUGGCCGCCAUGGAUGCCAAUGGCUACUCAGAUCCAUUUGUCAAGCUCUGGCUGAAACCGGACAUGGGAAAGAAAGCCAAACACAAGACUCAAAUAAAGAAGAAAACCUUGAAUCCUGAAUUUAAUGAGGAGUUCUUCUAUGACAUCAAACAUAGUGACCUGGCGAAGAAGUCCCUGGACAUCUCGGUCUGGGACUACGACAUUGGAAAAUCCAACGAUUACAUCGGAGGCUGCCAGCUGGGGAUCUCAGCCAAGGGAGAGCGCUUAAAACACUGGUACGAGUGUCUGAAAAACAAGGACAAGAAGAUUGAGCGUUGGCACCAGCUACAGAAUGAGAACCACGUGUCGAGCGAUUAGGAUGCCCCCCGCCAGGUCCCCAGCUCCACGCCCCACCCCCAUGCCAGCUCACCCA
This is a messenger RNA of Prionailurus viverrinus (fishing cat), 2354 nucleotides long. It is a transcript of the gene RPH3A, whose product is annotated as rabphilin 3A. NCBI's taxonomy places the organism in Eukaryota, Metazoa, Chordata, Mammalia, Carnivora, Felidae. Gene Ontology annotation, cellular component: membrane. The record is from RefSeq and is a predicted model, not a curated record. Gene Ontology annotation, molecular function: small GTPase binding. The transcript is spliced from 21 exons. Gene Ontology annotation, biological process: intracellular protein transport. Bases 203 to 2299 code for a protein of 698 amino acids.